UUAUUGCAAGCGACCUACGUAUGUCAAGUUAUGUUACCCAAAACUAAAAUUUAGUCACGUUAUAAAUAUAGAUGUGCAUUUUAUGACCAAUAUAUAUAAACGCAUUGCUGCAUUCCUGAUAACUACGUCACAACUAUCUGACAGUAAAGGAAAUCUUAAAUUUUACUUUGUUUACUGAUGUUGAAGGUUCGAAAAAGUUUUGAAAACUUUUUGUUUACCGGUUUAUUAAGAUGGAACUACCAACAGGAGUUAUCUCAUUUGCGUAGGUACGAAAAUCGUUUGCCAGCAUCGGGGAAUGUGAAAUGUGUUACAGUGAACGCUUCAAAUGCAUUUAUAAAAUUUGUCGGAAAUGGAUUCAGUAAUUAAAAUUGAAGAUUCCAACUGUAAUAUUCCUACAUCAUCAACAUUUAACAAUAGUUCUGCUAUUUCCACUAUUUUCCAAAUGUGUCAAUCAAGCUGUACUGAUUAUGUUGGCGUUCUUCCUCCGCCUCCUCAUGACAUGUCUAGCGUGAACAGUGUUGAACUAAAUGCACAAACAUCGUUAAGUGAUGACUCAGGAGUUCCACUUACCACCAACAGUUCAAUAUCUAGUGGAGAUUCAUAUCGACAGGGCUUAUGCAAACAUGAAAUCGAAAUUGUUGAAAGUGACGGCGAAGUAUCUCAAUUUGAUUCACUUGAUAACUGCUCUGAAGGUGGAAUGAGUGCGGAAAAUUUCAACACAUUAAAAAAAGUCCCAUUAGCACCAAUAGAUCCUCCACUUGAAUUUCAGGACUCACCUGAUAUAGCAAUCGGUCGCUGUAUUAAGCAGAAACUAAGGCGUUUAUCUUCUUCACACUCUUCUUUGGAACAAUCAAAAGACUCUGAGCGUAAUGAAAACUCUAUUCGGGGGGAAAGAACUUUUUGUAAAGAUACUGACCUGGAAGUUUUUACUCAAUAUUUUGAUAAAAAAAAAGACCUUUACCUUACGAAGAAACCCAUAUACUCAAGCGACUCCAUUCUUAGUAAUCAUACGGAAAAUGUAUAUGAUGAGCCAAAUAACGUGAUAGGCAAUUACGCUUUUAAAAGUACUCAAAUAUCUGAGCCACAUACCUAUACAAUUUCACCAUCUUUACCACUAACGUCGCUCGCUUCUAUGCGAGUAAAAAGAGAUUUAUGUCCAUAUUAUCAAGACCACACUAAGUAUUUCAAAGCAAUACCUUCAGAACAAGAUAGUGUAAUGAGUGCUGCCCAGAAAUUCAAUACGUUUGGUCUCUCUGAAAUCCACGAUUAUGAUCUGUACUAUGGAAUAAAACGAAACGCGUUUCACUGUGAAAGCGGUAUACAAAAAAAGGUGCUGUAUAGUCCUCGAAAUGUAAAUAAUUAUUGUCACAGUCAUCACAUUUAUACCGGGCCCAGUGGAUGCGCAAAUCGGCCAAAUUCCCGGAAUUCUCUGAACAGUCGUCUCUCUAGUUCACAUAAUUCACUAAGCACAUCAUCUGCAAAUAAACCGGACGAUUCCAUAUUCAUUACUCAGGCAAUGUCCCAUGAUGCAUUACUAACUCGGGAAAUAUCUGAUUUUUAUAACGUGCCUAUAGAUUCAGAUAUAUAUGCUCUACCAAUAGAUAUGGUGAAAACAGAUAAAAAUAACAGAGUUGAGUACAAAGAAGAUAGAUGUAAAGAUUAUAAGAAAUUAAAUAAUUUAAUUUUAACUGAGGAAGAUUAUUGCAAACAUUCUAAACUAAGUCGUAAAAAUAAUAGAAAUAAACGAAAAAAACGGAAUGGAGACAAUUGUGAAAGCGAUGUGAAGUGUGAUAAUUAUCAGUUUGGCUCAACUGCUUUUAAAUCCAUGAAUAAAAAGCCAGAUAUUUUAAGUGCGACGGUGAAUUAUGAUACUCAUGGUGAUGGUCAUACACUGUUUAAUUUGAGCGUGCCCCAGGAACGGCUACAUAUGACUUUGAAUGAAGUAAAAAAAUAUUACCAAACUCUUUACUCUAGUACAAACAAUCGAUCAGAUACAAACAAUGAAUCGGUAAAAAAUGACUCAAUUAAACGAUCUAAUGAAACAAUAUGGAGUGAAUCAUCUCCACGUUUACGAAACAAGCUUUGUUCUAUCGGAGAAAAUGUUGCUGCAGAUUGCAAGCUAAGUGCUAGAAAUUUAAAUAAUGAAAAUAAUGACAAACUUAACAACAACAACAUAAAUAACAUUGUUUUGGCUAAUAACUAUAGCAUUACCCAAAAUCGAAUAAUAAAGGUUGAUGAAGCAGACUUAUCGUCUCAAGUCAUACGAAACGAGAAAAAAACGCAAUUUUCGCUCAAUUUGAAACAAAAGUUCUGUAAUAUAUUUCGUAUUCGUCGAACCCAACCGCAAUGUCAAACGAGCUCGUCGGGCACGGAAAUAAUUGCUGGUAAUCGGGAUCGUAGAAACACCGUAGAUAAGCACAAAAAAUUCCAGUCUAGAGCAUUGCCUCCCUUACCCAAUAAGACUGACUCGAAAAUGGCGCAAUGCAAAGGAAAUUCGAAGAGAAAACAGGAAGCAAGGUCCCUACAAUUUACUUCCAGUAUUGAGAAAGUAAAGGAUUAUGGAUGGUACUGGGGCCCGUUAUCAAGCGAAGCAGCGGAGAAAGUUCUUUCUACUGAACCAGAUGGAAGCUUUAUUGUACGAGACAGUUCUGACGACCAUUACAUUUUCUCCCUAAGCUUUAAACUAAAUAAUUGUGUUCGUCACGUUCGAAUAGAACAAGAUCAAGUUUUGAGCGAGUGGAGGCCGGUUAUAGAAUGAAGAAAGUGAGGAAGAAGAUAAACACAAUAGUUGAGGGUCCACAAAUUAUGUAUUAGAAUCAGAGAAUUAUUUAUUAUUUAGAAUCAGUAUUGCCGCUGAGCAAACUAUUACCACCUUGUAAUCCUCGAAAUCAUCAUAUGGGUGUAAUGCAUAUGGAUGUAAUCAUAUAGCUGCUAGCACAUUAAAAUUCACUUCAUAAGUAUUUUGUGAAUUGGAAAUAAAGGUUUAUAAAACAUUAGCGCAUCGAACUUCCGUUGCGGAAUCUUCGUAUAAGGAAAAUCAUGCGAUAAUAAUCGCAAGACGCAAGCAAACGUGUGCUAGGCAAAUAAUAGUAAUACUUGUUGUGGAUAAUAGGCAAACAACAAACUCGUUGGAAGAUCAAACGAAUUCGCCCAGCCGCUAUUACUUCACAAAAGAGUCCUUGAUAAAAGCCGCUGCGACGCUGGUUUGUUGUAUACUAUUUUUAUUUUUACGCAUUUAUUUCACAGCUCUUUUGCACCAUCAUUCAUAUAUUGCAGGCGCCUUCGAUUCGCCUUCUCUGCUUUCAAUCUCUGGACUCUGCUCACUUGACGAAAAAUUUCCAUGUGAAAGCAAGAACAGAGUUAUGCAGCAAGAUUCGCCGCCAGCGAGUGUAGUUAUACCUCAUAAAACUGGCUCACUAUUUUCAAUGCUGUCAACUCUUUUCUUAGAGAGUUACAUUAGACUGCGUUUAUACAGAGGGACUUUUGUUGCUUCUACUUUCCCAAUUCUCUUAUGAUGUUCCCGCCGUGUUCACACAUCUUGCAAUAGAACGCAAAGGGUGUUGACAAGGCACGAGCAUCACAAGUAACGUGUUUAAGCUACAACAAACUCGGUGAAACACCAAAAUGAUGAAAAAGGUUUUUUCUAAUAGCGGCCGCCCCUCGGCAGGCAAUGGCAAACCUCCCAGUGUAUUUCUGCCAUGAAAUGGCUCCUCAUAAAAAAUAUCUGCCGUUCUGUGUCGGUUUGAAACUCUAGAUCCCUCCAUUUGUGGAUCAACCUCAAGACGCACGGCACAAAUAGGAGGAGGAGCUCGGCCAAAUACCCAAAAAAGGG
Anastrepha obliqua is the source of this 3832-nucleotide messenger RNA. RefSeq names its product probable cyclin-dependent serine/threonine-protein kinase DDB_G0292550 (gene Socs16D). The coding region runs from base 350 to 2758 and encodes 802 amino acids. Gene Ontology annotation, biological process: phosphatidylinositol phosphate biosynthetic process; intracellular signal transduction. The transcript is spliced from 7 exons. Gene Ontology annotation, cellular component: phosphatidylinositol 3-kinase complex. Gene Ontology annotation, molecular function: 1-phosphatidylinositol-3-kinase regulator activity. The record is from RefSeq and is a predicted model, not a curated record. NCBI's taxonomy places the organism in Eukaryota, Metazoa, Arthropoda, Insecta, Diptera, Tephritidae.